AUGAUAUACGGUUUGCGAAAAUACUUUCUUGAUAAAGGCAGUGCCCCAAAACUACCGGAAGCGUUUUCAUCAAACAGCACUGGGCCUAGUCCACUUGAUAUAUUAGCCCUGAACAUCAUAGAUGAAGACGUUCUCUUCCCAAUUUUAUUGCACGCUACGGCCUUUGAAUAUAACAUUCCAAGCAGACUAUCUCCUGAGAGGGAAUGGACAGCAUUAGAGGUUCAGCAGGCAUUAGCAGAAAUUACAGGUGAUUACAACAUCAUAUGCCCUGUUAUCAAAUUUGCCGAUGCUUACUCAGAAGCGCCCAAUAGCCAGGUUUUCCUUUACUCUUUCGAACACCAUUCAAGCGGAUGGACGUGGCCAAACUGGACAGGAGUUAUGCAAGGCUAUGAAGCAGAAUAUGUCUUUGGAGCCCCGUUGAAUUUCAAAUUUCAGUCAAAUUUUUACAAAUUUUCCGAAGAGGAGAGGCUGUUUAGCAACCAAAUAAUGCAAUUUUGGGCCAAUUUUGCUGCCACUGGGUCACCGAGCCUACGCCCAGAUGAGUUUAAUACACACUCAAAAAAUCUCAACUGGAAUAAUUAUGAAGUUCGUCAGACGAUCAUGAAGGGUGAUAAAGAAUUUGAUAUUUCGAGGGAAUAUAUCGUUCUCAAGUCACCCACUUCACGAAUUGAGCAUAACUUGAAACGUCGUCGUUGUCUUUUCUGGCAUGAACAACUUCCAAUGAUGCGGCAAAAGAUGAUCAGACGUUGUCAAACGAGCCCCCCAAAAGAGCAAAAGCCAACUGAUAGACUCAACAUCCAACCGCUGCCAGCAUCGCAAACCGCAAAGUGGCAAAUGCCAGCAUUUACGACGUUAACAUCAGCAUCUACCACCAACAAACCGUCGCUUAUCAGCAUCACUUGCAAGGUAAUAGCUACUGUUAUUGCUUCGGUAGAAAUGUUUUAUUAA
Messenger RNA from Rodentolepis nana, 948 nucleotides. The record is from the annotation of a GenBank genome assembly. NCBI's taxonomy places the organism in Eukaryota, Metazoa, Platyhelminthes, Cestoda, Cyclophyllidea, Hymenolepididae.